AUGUCCUUCCUGGUGCGCCCCAGUCACGAGCUCUGGAGGUGGUACAAGCUUCGCUCCAAGCCAGGGAAAAAGGAAAAGGAGAGAGGGGAGAUCGAAGUGGACAUCCAGUUCAUGAGGAGCAACAUGACGGCCAGCAUGUUUGAUCUGUCCGCGAAAGACAAGGCUCGGUCUCCCUUCGGCAAGCUCAAAGACAAGCUCAAGGGGAAGAGGAGCAGCGCCCUGUCCGACACAGCCUCGGCCGUUGUUCCCAGCGCCACUCACUCCUCCGCUGACAGCGAAGAUGAGUCAAUCGAGAAGGAGAAGAAGAAGUCAAAGCUCAAAACCCUGUUUUCCAAACCUGGCCUGCACAAGACUUCUCUCUCCCAGUCCAUGUCGGUCCUGCCGACGCAGCUGCCUGUCACCGAGAGGGUUCGGCUCCGGCCCGGCGAUUUCCAGCCGCAGUGGGAUGACGAGGAGUCAGAGACCUCUCCGACCUCCGAGAAAGUGUUUGGAAACGCCCUGGAAGAGACGUCCUCUCCUCCUCCUGUAUUUAAAUCUCGCAAAACAGCAGCUUUGGACAGCAGGCAGCUAAACCAAGUAACUGCCAACCACACCAAGAAAGAAGGGCUCUCUUUGUUCAGUGGCCUUAAAUCCAAAAGCGAUCCCGUUUCCAAGUCUAGUCUGUGUAUCAAUGGCAGCCAUGUCUAUAUGGAAGAGAACACGAUGAAGGACAACACUCCAGCCUCUUCCCCCUCUCCUCACAACUUCAGGAGGAAGCAGCUCUUUGCUUCAGAAGAGAACCUGUCUUCCAGAUCUACUAAACCACCUGAAGAGACAGGCAGAACAUCUCCUGGUCAUGCUUUCUCUGGGUCUGCGUCUCUGGAGACUUUUAAAUCUAUGACUUUGCCAUCAUACAAAUUGCUUAGCAGUGAAGAACACCUGGAAACCAGCGUUCCUCCAACUGUCGAGGUUAUUAAAGAGACCAAAAAACCAGACCACAAAAAGUCUACCUUGCUCUCUCUGGUCACAGGGAAGAAGGAAGCAGUGAAGACCAGUGAUGCCGAGAAUAUUCCUGACAGGACCCUGCAGAAUGAGGAAAACAAAGUUCCAGAAGAGAAGAGUGAUCCAGAGGCCAAGCGUCUGGAACCUCCGGCAGGUUUAAGCAGAGGGAAUCCUUCAGAAAACAUCUUUGCAAAUAAGCAGCCGCUCAACCCUUUCGAGGAAGAGCAGAAACCCGAAAAAGCUGCCGUGCCGGCCAAGACCAAAGCUGUCAAGCCCAGACUCCAUCCCGUGAAGCCAAUGAAUGCCACAGCAAACAAGUCUCAAAGUAAAAACCUGGAUGUCAUCAGCACUGUGAACGAGAAGCUGCUCGAGGUGAACAUGAAGAAAUACGAUCCUUCGGAUCCUGCCUACGCUUAUGCUCAGCUCACGCACGAUGAGCUGAUCCAGCUGGUGUUGAAGCAGAAGGAUACGAUUACAAGGAAGGAUCUCCAGGUGCGCGAGCUCGAGGACUACAUCGAUAACUUGCUUGUCAGAGUCAUGGAGGAAACCCCAAACAUUCUCCGCGUUUCAGCGUCUGGAAACAAAAAGGCUGGGAAGAUGUGA
Molecule: messenger RNA, 1584 nt
Organism: Apaloderma vittatum (bar-tailed trogon)
Lineage: Eukaryota; Metazoa; Chordata; Aves; Trogoniformes; Trogonidae
Gene: RAB11FIP1
Product: RAB11 family interacting protein 1 (class I)
Exons: 5
Coding region: 1-1584 (527 amino acids)
Biological process (GO): regulated exocytosis
Cellular component (GO): intracellular membrane-bounded organelle
Molecular function (GO): small GTPase binding
Source: RefSeq, a predicted model, not a curated record